Molecule: messenger RNA, 1254 nt
Organism: Diaporthe batatas
Lineage: Eukaryota; Fungi; Ascomycota; Sordariomycetes; Diaporthales; Diaporthaceae
Exons: 1
Coding region: 88-1254 (388 amino acids)
Source: RefSeq, a predicted model, not a curated record
CUGGGUUUCAAGUCUGCGGGGGAGUCGACGACCUAUACACCAUCACCGCCACCAGGAACGAGCUAAACACCUUGGAAUAAAGCAGACAUGGCGCAGACUAACGGCACCUACGACCCCAAAUUUGAGGGUGUCUUUGCGAAGUUCAAGGAGUCCCUCGAGUCCGGGCAGGAGGUGGGGGCCUCACUCACAGUCACCAUCGACGGCAAGGAUGUUGUAAACCUGUGGGGGGGCUUCACAUCCGCCGAAAAGACCCAGCCGUGGAAGGAAGACACCAUCGUCAACGUCUUCUCGACCACGAAGACCAUCUCCGCGCUCGCCGUGCUGAUGCUCAUCAACGACGGCCAGCUGUCCGCAAACGACAAGGUCGCCAAGUACUGGCCCGAGUUCGCCGCCAACGGCAAGCAGGACGUCGAGGUCCGGCACCUGCUGGCGCACUCGUCAGGGCUCGCGGUCUUCGACGAGCCCACGACGCAGGCGCAGCUGUGCGACGUCGCCUUCGCCACGGCGCGGCUCGCGGGCCAGGCGCCCCGGUGGGAGCCCGGCACGGCGUCCGGGUACCACGCCAUGACGUACGGGUUCCUGCUGGGCGAGGUGGUGCGCCGCGUGACGGGGCUGAGCCUGACCGAGUUCGUGGCGCAGCGGAUCGCGGGCCCCCUGGGCGCCGACUUCCAGAUCGGGGCCAGGGAGGAGGACUGGCCGCGCGUCGCGGAGCUGAUCCCGCCGCCGGGGCUCCCGCUGACGGCGAUGGAGGGCCUCGACCCGGACUCCCUGGCGGCCAAGAUGAUGAACCCGGCGUUCGAUGCCACGUUCGCGCACACGCCGCUCUGGCGGCGGGCCGAGAUCGGCGCCGCCAACGGGCACACCAACGCGCAGGCGCUCGCGCGCAUCUGGUCCAAGGCGCUCACGGUGUCGGACGAGGGCAAGAGGGUGCUGUCCAAGGACACGGUCGACCUCAUCUUCACGGAGCAGACGUACGGGACGGACCUGUCCUUCGGGAUGCCCUGCCGCUACGGGGUCGGCAUGGGCAUCAGGGGCAACGGGGACGCCCUCGUCGACUCGUGGGUCCCCGAGGGCCGGGUCUGCUUCUGGGGGGGCUGGGGCGGCUCGCUGGUCAUCAACGACGUGGACCGGAACAUGACGAUCGCGUAUGCGAUGAACAAGAUGGAGCAGGAGAUCGCGGGGAACACAUCGAUCAGGGCCUACGUUGGGGAGAUCUACAAAGCUCUCGGGAUUCCUGUCGGUGCCAAGUUGUGA